Pungitius pungitius (ninespine stickleback) is the source of this 2715-nucleotide messenger RNA. RefSeq names its product family with sequence similarity 234 member A (gene fam234a). The record is from RefSeq and is a predicted model, not a curated record. The coding region runs from base 313 to 1959 and encodes 548 amino acids. NCBI's taxonomy places the organism in Eukaryota, Metazoa, Chordata, Actinopteri, Perciformes, Gasterosteidae. The transcript is spliced from 12 exons.
ACCCAUAUUUAUUUUUAAGGUUGAGGUUUGGAGAACAUUUUAUGUUUUGGUUGGUGUUUUAGUUGUUUUUAUUGUUUGUUUACCGCUUUGGUGUCUAUGAACAUUCACACAAAGCAGAGACGGCUCUGCCUGAGAUAUAACCUCAGGGCAACAAAAACCCCUAUUGCGGUGUACCUGAGAUUUGUUAACGCAGCUGAGGAUGACGGGCAGCUCUGCUAAUGUGCUUCCUGGCCUUCUACCUGUAGUUCGCCACCACAAGUGACCACUAAAGACCACAGUGGGGAGUAAAAUCUGUAAUGCACUGAGGCGAGCAUGGAGACCACGGGCAGCUCCACCGAAGGCGACCCUCUGAAGGCCGGGGAGGAUCAGGCGGAGACAGGAAUCGGGCCCCCCGUAACGGAGCUGAAGAAGAAGAAAAGUUGUAAGGAAGUCUUGGGUUUCUCCAAACCCAACCAUUGGCGAACGGCAGUCUUCUUCUUCUCCCUGUUCCUCUGCCUCACCAUAGUGUUUGCCUUCUCAUUCAUCAUCCCCUGUCCCGUCCGACCACAGUAUCUCAGCACCUGGAACAGGACUUUCUCUGAAGCAGUGACCUAUGACUUCUUAGCUAUUGAAGACGCAAACAAAGACAAUGUGAUGGAUGUCCUGUUUGUCCUCAAAAACACAGAAAUAAGUCUCAACAAAACUUGUACUGAUGCAGGUCUUCCCUCGCCGUGUGUGUUCGUGUUGGCAGUGGCCGGGACGGAUGGAGAGACCCUGUGGGGGCGCCCGCUGGUCCCCGAGUUCCACUGGGCCCAGUGUGGUCUGGAUGAAGAAAAGGGCAGAAGCUGGCACUGCCUGCUGUCCCAUUCUGACCAGCUCACAGCUGUUGACAAAUACACUGGUGAAAUCAAGUGGCAGCAGCCUCGGCCUCCCGGUCUGAACAGCACUGUCCCGGUUCUUAUUGUCCCAGAUCUGGAUGGGGACAAGGUCAGCGACCUGGCUCUGGUGGCAUCUGACAUGACGCAGACUCGGCUGGCAUUCCUCUCAGGGAAGACGGGGGUCCAGAUAGGGUCCACGGUGGUUCUUGACACCCUAGAGAGGGCCAAUCAUCUUCUCCAUUGCAAUACCGACGGCUCUUACUAUGUGCUAUUACAAAAAGACUCUGGCUUGUACGGACUGGGUCUGUGGAGGAUUGCUGCAAAAGCCGGCAUGAAGGAGAGCCUCAACAAGGACAAACGGUGGGAGAAGGAAGCCAACGCGACAUCUGGCCUUGUCCCCAUCUAUGAGUCCGAUCCAGUGAGACGAGUUCUCAGAGUAGGACUAACCGGCUGUGCACCCAACCUGCUGCUGGUGACUGCCAACGGGCUGGCCUUAGUGGAUGGGAAACACCUGCAGCUACUGUGGAGAUUCAAUACGAGCACAAUCCUCAGCGAGCCGUCCUUCGGCCACUUCAACAAAGACGAUGUCCUGGACGUUGUGGUCGAGGAGGAUAUCGGCAACUACACCAAGAGGGUCCUGAUUCUUGACGGGAAGUCGGGUGGUUUGCUGUGGCAGGUCAGCCUCCUGGCGAGUCCCAACUCGCCCAGACCCGCCGCCAUACACACCAUCAACUCCUUCUCGGUCUUCAUGUUCUGGGGCGCGAUGCCCUCACAGGCCAACUCGUCGGAACCGUUUUUAAGUGAUCGUCAUUCUUACCUGCUCCACCCUCUCUACUCUGGAGUCCUCCUCCAAUCCACCAACGUCAUGGACCACAUCAUAACCUUUCAUGCCACUCUGCUGGAGAACGGACGCCACGCCGCCUACAUCCUGCUGACGGGGGCCGGCGCGGAGGGAGCCGACGGCACCGUGGUCCUCAGCAAGCGAAAGAUGAAGCAGGACGUCCAGGACAGCCGAGUGAUCCACAUCGGUGCCGGCGGCAGCGCGGCGACCAGCGAGGAGAUCCGAGACGCCUUCGGGCGGCUCCGCUUCAGCGAUUGGUGAAAGGACGGCGUGUAGAGUUCAUCCUGCCCCGCGCGGGGGGGGGGGGGGGGGGGGGUCGAAACCAAAGUGUGUACCCGAGCCCUGCUUCCCAACUGCUGACAACCAAAACAUCCUUUGGUGUUUAGUGGGUUGAGCUAAUUUGACGGAGCUCUUCCAUUCUGUUCUCAGACUUUACUGCUCACUUUACUACGUGAGGCCCAACACGUCGGCUCCGUCCUGCUGAUUUAGUUCCUGCCUUGCGGCACCGGUUCAGUAAUGCGAUGCUCUUUUUUAGUUUAAUUAGAGAGGCUGGAUAAUCAUUUGAAUCUCUGCAUCUUGGUCACACCGUGCUUCGACAGCAGCAGGUGCUGGUUUGAGGGAUAUUUUGAGUGACAGCAGUCUAAAAGGCACAAUCCUGGGGCUUUUCUUUUGGUACCUUUUUAACAGGAAGAUGUACUUGUGGUUACACUAUGCUGACACUGUGGUUACAUUUAUUUAAUCACGGGAUCUGUUCGUCAUGUUCGUGGUCAAUGUUACGGUUGUCGAUAAUCACUUUGCGUUUUAUCUUUUUCAAUCCAAGAUGCUGUAACUCGUUUUGCUGUUUAAUUCACACGGAGGUAACCUCCACCUUGAGGUUGAGGCUGUCCUUAGUAGUUAUAUUAUAUCGGGGUUUUAUUCCGGUGAUUUGUUUUGCUACAGGUUAAUGUGGUGAACCUUAGGAUCACAGCUGACGUUUCUCUUGAUUUAUUUUGAGCAAUAUUAAACUAUUUUAAAAUA